AUGCCGCCUACAGUCAAACGCAAAUCGGUCAAUACAAAUGUGAACUUCCACAUGGGAAAUACCCUUUCAUCUGCCUUUAAAAUGGUCCAGUUCAGAGAUGUACCAAUACAAAACAUACCCAGCAGAUACCACCCCCAAAAGGUUCUGGGGAAAGGCAGCUGUGCAGUUGUCCUCCAGUGUGAGGACAGCCAAACCAAACAGACUGUGGCUGUAAAGCUGUCCACAUCUGUUGUUUCUUUAAAGACAGAGGUCCUUCUGCUAAAACAGCUGAAUGAGAAAUCUGCAGAGGACAGCUUUGUGAAGGUCCUGAGUUCUACAUGGCCAUACAGGUGUCUGGUUAUGGAGAUGCUGGACAUGGACUUCAGUAGCUAUGUCCGUGAGAAUGCUCCCAUGAGGCUUCAGGACAUACGGACAGUGAUGGAGCAGCUCGCUGUGGCGUUAAAGACUCUCAAGAACAACCGCAUUAUCCACACUGACUUCAAACUAAGCAACAUUAUGCUGGAAGAUACUCGUCAAAAACCUUUGAAAGUGAAAAUCAUUGACUUUGGCCUGGCCGUUGUAGCUGAAGUGGCGAAAGAGGAAGUUAGACAGCCUUAUACUUACAGGGCUCCUGAAGUCAUUUUUAGGCUCCCAUUCAGUGCUGCGCUGGACAUCUGGUCAUUGGGCUGCAUCAUGGCCAACAUGGCCUUUGGGGUGUACCUGUUCCCGGGCAAAACUGUCUUCAAUCAGCUCUAUUACAUGACCAUGCUUCUCGGUCCAGCCCCUCAACAUAUUCUCAAUUCAUCAGCUGUGACUAAACACCAUUUCACUCUCACAAAAAGAGGUUGGGUUUUAAAUUGUGUGCCAAAGGAUACGGAGAAAGAGCUCCUUCGCCACAAAAGCUACAGCCUCACUGAACUAGAUGCAGCCAAAAGUGUGCGACUGGAGCCUUCUAACUGUGUGGAGGCUGAAGAGCGAGAGCAGUGCAUAGAGCUUCUCAAGGCGAUGCUAACGUGGGACGAGAAGGACAGGAUCACGGCCCGGGACAUCCUCCAACACCCGUUUAUCACUAGAAGUUUCCUCAAAGCCGACCAUAACAAAGACAGUCCAGCGGAUGUGGACCGUUUGUGUUAUCCAUCAACUUCACAAUGGUUACAGUCCGGAUCUGCAGAGAACGGGAGCACUGCACUGAACGCGCUGAGCCGUGAGUCAUGUUCAGAGACGUCUUUCACAACCAGGAUUUGA
This is a messenger RNA of Knipowitschia caucasica, 1224 nucleotides long. Lineage: Eukaryota; Metazoa; Chordata; Actinopteri; Gobiiformes; Gobiidae. The record is from the annotation of a GenBank genome assembly.